Molecule: messenger RNA, 1752 nt
Organism: Tripterygium wilfordii
Lineage: Eukaryota; Viridiplantae; Streptophyta; Magnoliopsida; Celastrales; Celastraceae
Product: cytochrome P450 CYP82D47-like
Exons: 2
Coding region: 66-1655 (529 amino acids)
Biological process (GO): defense response to other organism
Molecular function (GO): heme binding; monooxygenase activity; iron ion binding
Source: RefSeq, a predicted model, not a curated record
UGUCAAUAGUGGCGCCGGCUAUUUGUAAGCUCGCUGGUCUCCUAUUCUGAUCUGCUCACAACAAAAUGUCUCUUCUUCUCUCAAUUUCAACCGCCGCCGCUACGAUCUUUACGGUUUUGCUAUUUCUCUACUCAUGUUUGAGGAUCCUCAAAAGCAAACCAAACAACUACAGACUCCCACCGAAAGCAGGCGGCGCUUGGCCUGUGAUUGGCCACCUCCACCUCCUCGGUGGGCCACAACCGCCGCACAAAACUUUAGGCGAUAUGGCUGACAAAUACGGCCCCAUCUUCACAAUCAAUUUGGGCGUCCAUCGUGCUCUGGUGGUAAGUAACUCCGAUGUUGCCAAAGAGUGCCUAACAACCCAUGACAAAGUCUUCGCAAAUCGUCCAAAGAGUCUAGCCACUGAGCACUUGGGUUACAAUCAGGCCUUGUUCGGUUUCAGCUCAUACGGUCCAUACUGGCGUCAAAUGCGCAAGAUUACCACACUCGAGCUCCUCUCCAGCCACCGCCUCGAGACGCUUAAACACGUACGAGAAUCGGAGAUCAAGAAUUCCAUAAAACAGUUGUACCAAUUAUGGGUCCAAGCUCAAAGCGCGUCACCGAUGAGUCAAGUUUUAGUGGAUCUGAAGAAAUGGUCCGGAGACGUAACUGCGAAUGUGAUCUUUAGGAUAAUUGUGGGUAAGCGAUCUGUGAGCGAGGAGGGUCAGGAGGAUGUAAGAUGGAAAAAGGUGUUGAGGGAUUUUAUUGAGUUGUCGGGGAAAUUUGUUGUGGCUGAUGCGUUGCCAUUUUUGAGGUGGUUGGAUCUGGGAGGUGAUGAGAAGGCCAUGAAAAAGACGGCCAAAGAAUUGGAUGGUUAUGUCGGGGAGUGGUUGGAAGAUCACAAGAAGAAGAAGAGAUUAAGUUAUGGUGGUGAUCGGAUUGUAGAAGAAGAUUUCAUGGACGUCAUGCUCUCCAUUCUUGAUGACGAUAGUCAACCGGAAGAGCUCACUGUUUAUAGUGCUGAUACUGUAAACAAAGCUGCAAGCCUGGGUCUUAUUAUGGCAGGGUCAGACACUACUACGGUUACUUUGGUAUGGGCCUUAUCACUACUAAUCAACAACCGUCAUGUCCUGAAUAAGGCGCAAGAAGAGUUGGAUGCCCACAUCGGACGAGAAAGGUUAGUGAAAGAAUCAGACAUGAAAUCUCUGGUCUACAUAGAAGCUAUCAUAAAGGAAACAUUACGGUUAUAUCCUGCUGGACCACUUUCGGUGCCCCACGAAUCCGUGGAAGAUUGCAAUGUGAGCGGAUACCAUGCCCCGUCUGGGACUCGGCUUCUUUUCAAUCUCUGGAAAAUUCACCGUGAUCCGAACAUAUGGGGGGAGGAUCCUUGCGAGUUUCGGCCAGAACGAUUUCUCACAACUCACAAGCACGUUGAUGUUAAGGGCCAGAACUUUGAGCUUAUACCAUUCGGAGCUGGGAGAAGAAUUUGCCCUGGAGUCUUGUUUUCUGUUCAAGUCCUGCAACUCACACUCACUAAUCUACUUCAUGGCUUUGAUAUCUCAACACCAAAUGAUGAACCCAUUGAUAUGACGGAGAGCAUUGGAUUGACAAAUCUUAAAGCAACGCCAAUUGAAGUGGUUCUCAGUCCACGUCUCCCACCUCAUUUUUAUGCAUAAUUUAUGUAUAAUUUAUCGCAUCACAUAAGUAUAUAUGUAUGCUACAUCCGAAUCACAAGUUUGGAGUUGUGGUAAAGAUGGUGUGUGUAUAACCCUA